Molecule: messenger RNA, 237 nt
Organism: Chlorella variabilis
Lineage: Eukaryota; Viridiplantae; Chlorophyta; Trebouxiophyceae; Chlorellales; Chlorellaceae
Exons: 2
Source: RefSeq, a predicted model, not a curated record
AUGGCCCAGUCGUGCGUCAUGAUGCGGCCGCGGCAGGAGCAUCUGUUCACGCCGGGCAAGCCCCCGCUCAGCCCGCAGCCAGACACCAGCCUCAUCACAUCCACCGUGCGCAAGCGCAAGGUCGACCCAGCAGAGUCGCCCCUCCCACAGCCGCCCGCGCAGCUCGAGGAGGGCAAGCGGCAGCGCACGCCGCCCGUCGACCGCGGCCUGGUGCACGGCGGUGGCACCGACGCGGUG